CAUUAAGUUGCGUUGACAGCGUCCCGCCUAUCAUAGCUCCUAUCCAAUCACGCCAUAAUUUUUUUCGGUGGGUAGUUCAAAAUCUAAACUGUAAAGGCAAACAUCCUGCGUCAUACAGAUCUGCACUACAAAUGAACCAUAGCCUAUAGGCUACUUUGUGAUGUAGGCCUACGUGACGAUGUUUCAGCAGCAGCUUUACUAUUUUCGGACAUUUAGACUAGGCUACAGCACAUGAAAGAAAGAAAUUCAAUCGGACAUCGCUGUGACACUGCUCAUGGAGGAUCAUCGUAGCCUAUUCGAAUGGCUGACACACUCUGCAAUGCCUCUGCCCAAGGAAACCUACCCAAAGUGUUGUUUUUGCUGCAAAGUGGAGCAGAUGUUAAUGGAUUUAGUUCACGCAACAUGACUGCACUGCAGGUUGUCAAGUUGGGGAACGACGCCCUGGUAAGGGUUCUUCUCGAGGCCGGGUCAGACCCCAACGUACGCGACCCAUUCUGUGGCCUCACGGUGACGCAUGACGCCGCGCGCGAGGGAUUCAUAGAUUCUGUGCGUGUGCUGGUGAACCACGGGGCAGAUUUAAACAUUGUGGAUAAUAAAGGUAACCUCCCGCUGCACCUGGCAGCCAGGGAGGACCAUCUGAAUGUGGUCCAGCUUCUGAUCGGACUCACGGCGAACCCCCAAACCCCCAACGGAGAGGGACUUACAGCCGGUCAGCUCGCGCAACUCCACGGGAAGGUUACCACUGCCCAAUACAUCGAGGACUAUUUGAGCGCGCACUAAAGGAAGAGGAGGAUGACGAUUAAACUCUGUGAUGCUUCUGCUUUUCUGCUCAUGCCAUUUUGCUGACGCUUUAACAUUUUAUUCUAGCCUGUAUUGAUUUAUAUAUGGUUCAUAAUAAUUUUUGGUUAUAAUACUGUCAUUGAUAAAAGGACCACGCCGACUUAUUGGGACUCUACCUUUUUCACCGUAUCCCCCAGAGCUAGAGAAGUCCAUGAUACAUACCCUUCUCAUCUCCGUGCGUGUCAUAACUCUGUCUGACGCACCCACCGCUAGCAGUGGCGGUUCUAUAUUGAAUCACACCCUGGGCGAGACCCCUUUCUGCACAAAACAGUUCAAUUAUAUUUCUCAAUUGCACAAAUCCUUCAUUAGAGCAUUUGAAAAAACACACUUAAGAGAAUCCAG
This is a messenger RNA of Perca fluviatilis (European perch), 1182 nucleotides long. It is a transcript of the gene cdkn2c, whose product is annotated as cyclin-dependent kinase inhibitor 2C (p18, inhibits CDK4). Gene Ontology annotation, molecular function: protein kinase binding; cyclin-dependent protein serine/threonine kinase inhibitor activity. The coding region runs from base 301 to 780 and encodes 159 amino acids. Gene Ontology annotation, biological process: regulation of cyclin-dependent protein serine/threonine kinase activity; negative regulation of cell population proliferation. The transcript has 4 exons. NCBI's taxonomy places the organism in Eukaryota, Metazoa, Chordata, Actinopteri, Perciformes, Percidae. The record is from RefSeq and is a predicted model, not a curated record. Gene Ontology annotation, cellular component: nucleus.